UAUUGAUCAAUAUCUAUUGAUUAGGCAUUAGGGUUUCGUAAAAAAGACUGGAAAUUUUGGGUUUGGUUUUUCUCUGCUACUUCUACCUUGUUUAAUUCUUACAAGUCGCUUUCCACGGUAUCUUUCUAUCGUGCAUCAGGCGCACGUUAGAUCUUUAAAUUCUCUUUGUAAACCGCAUUUUAACUUGGAGAUGAAGAAAGAAGAGAUCCCAAAUAAACUCAGUGUGAACCCUAGCUUUUAAGCCUCGGAUCGCUCUAGGUCCUUUGAGUUUUAGUUUGAUUUCUUCAUCUGAUAGUUCAGUAUUGUUCCUGCAGGAUGACUCAGGAUGUGGAGAUGAAGGAGCUUCCAGCUCCUUCGAAUUCUGUUUCUUCUACCGCCCCCUCAACUUUGCAGCAUUUGAAGGAGAUAGCAUCCCUUAUCGAGACAGGUGCAUAUGCCAGAGAGGUUCGGCGAAUCGUGAGAGCGGUUCGUCUAACAAUUGCAUUGAGACGGAAGCUUAAGGCACCGGUGUUAUCUGCUUUCCUCAAUUUUGCUCUUGCCCCAGGUUCUGAAGCUCACAUCCGGUUGUCUUCGUACCUUCCUAAGGAAGAUGAACAUGACAUGGAAGUUGAUACUGCCACUUCUGCAACUCAAGCUCCUGUCAAGCACUCCUUACCAGAGAUUGAGAUUUAUUGUUACCUGCUUGUGUUAAUAUUUCUGAUUGAUCAAAAGAGAUAUAAUGAGGCAAAAAUUUGUUCUUCUGCAAGCAUUGCUCGCCUGAAGAACUUGAAUAGAAGAACUGUUGAUGUUCUCGCAUCCAGACUGUACUUUUAUUACUCCUUCAGUUAUGAACUUACAGGUGAUCUUGCUGAAAUUCGAGGCAAUCUCCUUGCCUUGCACCGGAUAGCCACACUGCGCCAUGAUGAACUGGGUCAGGAAACACUUCUGAACCUGUUACUUCGCAACUACCUGCAUUACAACUUGUAUGAUCAAGCAGAGAAGCUGAGGUCAAAGGCACCACGCUUUGAGGCACACUCAAAUCAGCAGUUUUGUCGUUAUCUCUUCUACCUGGGAAAGAUCAGGACAAUUCAGUUGGAAUAUACAGAUGCAAAGGAGAGUCUCCUACAGGCUGCCAGAAAAGCCCCUGUUGCAGCUCGUGGUUUCCGAGUUCAAUGCAACAAGUGGGCUGUCAUUGUUCGAUUACUACUUGGGGAAAUUCCUGAGCGAACUGUGUUUAUGCAGAAAGGCAUGAAGAAGGCCUUGAGGCCAUACUUUGAGCUAACAAACGCUGUUCGCAUUGGGGAUUUGGAAUUGUUCAGGACUGUUGCUGAGAAGUUUGCAAAUACAUUUAGUACAGACCGGACCCACAAUUUAAUUGUGAGGCUGCGACAUAAUGUUAUAAGGACUGGUCUGCGCAACAUCAGCAUUUCUUAUUCUCGUAUCUCACUGGCAGAUGUUGCCAAAAAAUUGAGGUUGGACACGGCAAAUCCCGUUGCUGAUGCGGAGAGUAUUGUGGCUAAGGCAAUUCGAGAUGGUGCAAUUGAUGCCACUGUGGAUCAUGCAAAUGGGUGGAUGGUAUCAAAGGAAACUGGUGAUGUUUACGCUACAAAUGAGCCCCAGCUUGCAUUCAAUUCAAGGAUAGCCUUCUGCCUUAACAUGCAUAAUGAGGCAGUGCGUGCAUUAAGGUUCCCACCCAAUUCCCACAAAAAGGAGAAAGAAAGUGCUGAGAAGAGGCGAGAGAGGCAACAACAGGAGCAAGAGCUUGCCAAGCAUAUUGCUGAGGAAGAUGAUGAUGAUUUUUGAAUUCAUUCUUACUUCGUCAACGUCUUUUGGUAACACUUUGUAUUUGUUUCAUCAAAAUAUCGUUGUGGGAUGUUUUUGUUUUCUUUUUUUGAUUUUGUUGUUUUCAAAGAUUUGGUUUCAACAUUGGAAAUUCAGCCACUAUACUUGCACCAUUCUAGAUGCCUCCCCAACCCCCAAAAAACCCCAAAACUUUUGAACAUGAGUUUGCUUUGGUAAUUUGAUGUACGAGUGACGGCUUUCACAUA
Nelumbo nucifera (sacred lotus) is the source of this 2027-nucleotide messenger RNA. Its product is annotated as putative 26S proteasome non-ATPase regulatory subunit 3. Gene Ontology annotation, molecular function: enzyme regulator activity. Gene Ontology annotation, biological process: regulation of protein catabolic process; ubiquitin-dependent protein catabolic process. Lineage: Eukaryota; Viridiplantae; Streptophyta; Magnoliopsida; Proteales; Nelumbonaceae. The record is from RefSeq and is a predicted model, not a curated record. Gene Ontology annotation, cellular component: proteasome complex; proteasome regulatory particle, lid subcomplex.